CGGAUUCUCUUGAGCAAGGCGGGACCUGUUUCCAUGGUGUCAGCACAACAAGAGUCCAGGCUAAGGCUGCCUCCGGUGCAGAGCUCUUGGAUUUCAUAUACACAUUUGUCAUGGAACUGACCAAGAUGUCAGACAUGACAAGACUCCACCAAGCCGUGGCUGUGGGGGACUACGGCGCAGUGAAACGGCUUCUGAAGAAAGGCCUCUGCAACCCGAAUCACAAGGACGCGGACUGGAACGACCGGACCCCACUGCACUGGGCUGCAAUCAGAGAGCCGGAAGUCACACAAUGCCAGUUCUGGUGGCAUGCAGCAGCUGCAUUAACCAUAAUAUUGAUCACAACUGGUAAAGACACUCAGGAAAGAGGACUUCCAGAAGUGCUUUCACAUGUGAAAAGAACCACACCAUGGGGGCACAUGGAGGUGCUGCAUCUCCUGCUGGAGCACGGAGCCAGGCCCUGCCUGGUCACAGAUGUUGGUUGGACCCCAGCUCACUUUGCAGCUGAGUCGGGUCACCUGGGGGUCCUCAAGGUCCUUCAUGCCCUGCAUGCUGCCAUCGAUGCCCCCGACUUCUUCGGGGACACACCCAAGAGGAUCGCGCAGAUCUAUGGGCAGAGUGCCUGCGUGGCCUUCCUGGAGAUGGCUGAGCCGCAGUGUCGCGCCCACCGCCUGGCCGGGCUCCCCCAGGAUGAGCACGACCCUGACUGGGAUGCUGGGAAGUCCCGGCUGCAGCGUUCACUUCGGUCCGCAGCACCAAGCACCCGCCAGAGGAGAAGAGGCCACUGGGGGACCCAGCUUGGUGACACCCAGGAGCGGGGUCUUCUGCCUUCCAAGGACCCCUUGGCCCACACCAGGGGUCACAGGGCACCCCAUGUUACCCAGGGGCCUAGCAGAAGUGACUUUCUGCAGCCCAGCAGCACAGCUGAAGCCACCUGUCGCUAGGGGGAUGGACAGGCACCCGCCGUCAGCUGCCUGUGUGUGUCUCCUGCAAUGGAGGCCUCCUGACCACCCCUGCCCCACUCUAAUGAUGGGAAUUGGGGGAACAAAAAGUUUAUCUGAAGAGGGGUGGCCGUAAAAGCAAAAACUUAAAAAUCUCCAACAUCCUCUGAUCAAUUAGUCCAUAAAAACUUGCCUGUUGUCACACAGACGAGGCCAGGACGUGGACACCUGCAUCUCUGAUUCCUUCAUGGGGUGGGCGCCACAAGCCCACACAGACACUUUGACCCCAGUCACCUCUGCACAGGAGGAAGAGCUGGGCAGAGACCAGGUCAGUACGGAAGAGCCGAACCCAGGACCGCUGAGUUCCAUCCCAUGCAACUAAUGAGAGAGAAUGGGAAGGAGUGGAACCUGUGGUUAAGCCUAUGGUUUCGGGCAGGGGAUACAGCAGUGUGGCACGGUGCCUGCCUGACAAGCAUAAGGUCCUGAGUUCGAUUCCCUCUACAGUUUCAACUAUACAUUUGUGAAAACUUAAAUACAGAUUAAAUAAUUCCGAUAAAAAAUAUAACAGCUAAGUUAAGGUAUAAAACACACAUUGGAUUGUGAACACUUCAUGCAAGAACAUGCAAAAUGUCUCUAUAAUAAUGUUUAAUAUUGAUUUGUUGCUAAUACUAUAGCUACUGUAGGGCUGAAUAAAAUUUAUUAUCAAAAUGAA
Molecule: messenger RNA, 1650 nt
Organism: Chinchilla lanigera (long-tailed chinchilla)
Lineage: Eukaryota; Metazoa; Chordata; Mammalia; Rodentia; Chinchillidae
Gene: Ankrd66
Product: ankyrin repeat domain 66
Exons: 5
Coding region: 111-941 (276 amino acids)
Molecular function (GO): protein binding
Source: RefSeq, a predicted model, not a curated record